UACAUGUUUACAGAUGAGUUCCUGAGGCAAGGAGGAGUGUGGAUGAAGGAAGAGCCAGUCAGUUGAUUAUGUGAUGGAUAUACAAGAGCCUGGUGCAGCAACCCAAACUAUAAUACCUGCUGGUGACUCUUUGGAUGUCCUAGAUAAGAGGCUAAAGAAAGAUGACGCCGUUAACAUUGUUCGACAAUUACUUGAUGUACAGAUCAAGGCAAAAACUUUUGGUCGGCUAUUAGAAUUAUCUAGAGCCAUUAUAGAGGUAACUCCUCAGCUGACCGGUGAUCCUCAGGCUCUCUCUUUCUAUAUCAUUGAUGAGUUCCUGAAACAAGUUGAUCCCAGACCAACAUGGAGGCUGAUCCUGAAUGCCCUCAGAGAUCCGCUAAUUGGGGAACAUAGCCUGGCUCAGGAGAUAGAAGUGUCUCUAACAAAGGACAUGACUUCUCCCCGUCUUCCUGCAGCUUCUCUUUCCCACUCCUCAUUUCCUACUUCAGUCCCCCACUCCACUUCACCUACUGAUGUACUCCAAUCCACUGCUGCUGCUGCUGCUCCCAUUCCAGCAUUAACUGCAGACUCCCAGUCAUUAUCAGUUUCACAGUCUAUCUCGACCGUUUCAGUCUCCAGGUCUAAGUUACCAGGAACAGGCUCUAGAUCUCCUGGAGAUUCCACUCAAUGGACAAAGAGAGACUCUCGCCCCACUCAUCAAGCUGUGAGACAUAGAUCCCAGGAAAUGGCUAAACCUGCUCGGACUCAUUUUAGAGCUCCCACUCCUGCCUCAACUAGUGUGGUCCAUAAGUCAAGGUCACGAAGACCAAGUUCUGGCUCUCUUAGAAAGAAAGUGGAUUACUCAACAAAGGGGACUGCCUCCCAGAAGUUAACAGCAGUUGUGGCAAAGCCUCAACCAAGUGGACAUCGUUCUCAAGAAAAAGCAACCUUAGGUGCUGUUGGUGGUCACUCUUCUAUGGCUGAAACACAGCAUAGCACUAAAUAUAAAAACACCAGUGGACAGCAGAGCUCUAGUGUAGUAUCUAGAACUACACACGGCAUCAAAUCCGUUAGUGCAUCAAGAACACGGGAAAGUGGAGGCUCUGCAGUUUUUUCCUCAUCUUUACCCACUGCAGUCGCUCCCACUGCAUCAGACAUGCCACUGUCUGUGACUUACAGUUGUGGUAUGGCUGAAGUACAAAGUAAUAUGGAAAGGCUUCAUGCGAGGUUUGAGGAUUGCGAAUGCAGUGAUAAUGUCAUUGGUUCGAAAUGGAGUUCCAGUUUCACAUUUUGUUCGGGAACUUCAAUGCUCGAGCAUCAAAUGUAGUCGAACAUGAAAACUACUUUUUUGAGGACGUUAGGGAACUUGGCAAUGUGUAAAGUACCGUCCUAUUCUCUCAUCUCAGUCCUCACUGCCAUAUCUCUCACCGAUUUGCUCUCUCAUCUCAUUCGAACAGUUCUAAAGGAUUUUAAAGGAAUGUCUUAUAACACACAUCUUAGCCAAUUUAGGAAUGAGACUCUCUUGGGUUGUUUGCUCAGUAAGAUAAAGCAGCUACGUAUUCCACGGCAGAAGGUUUCUCCAGUAUCCUGGUACAUUUAAAGGUGACGUUUCGAAGAUAUGACAUUAGGCAACGUAGAUGUUUCAGGAAAAAAUACUUGAAACAUCACAAGCGUGUGAUUAUACACUCUGCUAGUAACCAUGAUAUGAUGCUGCGUCACAGUGCUUCAUUCUCAGUUCCAAUUCUGUCACUGAAGAGACUGAAAAAUGACAUUCUAUUCACUUUUGAAAAGAAUUGGUUGUCGUUAAGUUUGAAUCGCGGAACUCCAAUGUACGGUGAGGAUGGUUUACGUCUCAGGAGUACUCCUUCAGCCAAUGACAUCUUAUAUGCUGUACCCUAACUCCAGGUAAGAGUAGAACCAUAUGAUAUGCAGUAAGCGAGUACUAGUUAGACAGCAGACAUUGUCGUUUUGUUAAUAGUGGACUAUGUUAUAGUGCGUUACUGAUACAAUGCUAUUGUAGGGAGUUUUGGCGUCAAAAGUUUAGUAAGUUAAUAAGCCAAUAUA
Geodia barretti is the source of this 2043-nucleotide messenger RNA. The record is from the annotation of a GenBank genome assembly. Lineage: Eukaryota; Metazoa; Porifera; Demospongiae; Tetractinellida; Geodiidae.